This is a messenger RNA of Aspergillus fumigatus Af293, 1179 nucleotides long. RefSeq names its product cellulase family protein. NCBI's taxonomy places the organism in Eukaryota, Fungi, Ascomycota, Eurotiomycetes, Eurotiales, Aspergillaceae. The record is from RefSeq and is a predicted model, not a curated record. Gene Ontology annotation, molecular function: hydrolase activity, hydrolyzing O-glycosyl compounds.
AUGAAGUUAAACAUUGUCCCUUCUCUGGUCCUACUACAGUCACUCGCCUGCGCAGCGUUGAACGCCCCGUUCAGCGUCUCAGGUCGGUGGAUCCAUGACUCCAAGGGCGAGGUCUUCACCUACGCUGGGGCCAAUUGGCCCGGUGCGGGUGAGGUCAUGAUCCCCGAGGGGAUGCAGUACGCUUCCAUCGCGUCGACAGUCUCCAAGCUCAAGGGCCUGGGAAUGAAUGUCAUUCGUUUGACUUUCCCCAUUGAGCUGGUCGAUGAUAUUUUGGACAAAGGUGGAGACGUCACCGUCCAGAACUCGCUGAUCAACGCGCUGGGAUCAACGAACGGGACAAAGGUUUUCGAUCAGAUCCGCAAGGUGAACCCCCAGAUCAAGUCGACGACGACCCGUCUUGAAGUCUUUGAUAUGGUGGCCGCGGAGUGCAAUAAACAAGGACUCUAUAUCCAUUUGGAUAAUCACAUCUCCAAGGCUAUGUGGUGUUGUUCCCAGACCGACGGCAAUGCCUGGUUUGGCGAUACCUACUUCGACGUUGCCAAGUGGAUGCGAGGACUGGAGUAUAUGGUUUCUCAUGCCAAAAAAUGGCCCAACUUUGUCAGUAUCGGACUGCGCAAUGAGCUUCGCCAGCCCUCCACAAGCAACACGCAGUACCCGUACAACUGGGGGACAUGGUACACACAGGUGACGACAGCAGCGAAAAGGGUCAACGCAGCCAAUCCUGAUGCGCUGAUCUUUCUGUCUGGCCUGAACUACGAUACCACGCUCGCGCCCAUCCCGACAGCAUCGGAUCUCGGCAACGGGGUGAGGUUCCGUCUCUCCGACUUCAGCUUUGCGAAUAAGCUGGUCCUGGAGCUUCACAACUAUGACACCGGUGCGACCAGCUGCAGCGCGCUGUCUGGUGCGCUAUGGAACGCCGGUUUCAAGGCCCAGAACUCGUCUGACCCGUCGAUUGUGAACCCGAUGCCCGUCGUUCUGACCGAAUUUGGGUUCCUGCAGGACAGUACCACCUGGAAGAAUGUGUAUGCCAGCUGUCUGCGGACAUGGAUUCCCGAGCAGCGCGCAGGUUGGACCACCUGGGUUAUUGCCGGGAGCUACUACAUUCGGCAAGGCACGCAGGAUAUGGAUGAGACAUGGGGUAAGAGCCAUUCCAAAGGUGUUGCUGUGUUAAAAUGCUAA